Trichoderma aggressivum f. europaeum is the source of this 1440-nucleotide messenger RNA. RefSeq lists its product as uncharacterized. The transcript has 3 exons. NCBI's taxonomy places the organism in Eukaryota, Fungi, Ascomycota, Sordariomycetes, Hypocreales, Hypocreaceae. Bases 1 to 1440 code for a protein of 479 amino acids. The record is from RefSeq and is a predicted model, not a curated record.
AUGGAUGAAGACCUGAAGCCUGUGUAUUCCCCUUAUCUCCUUAUUACUAUCCCGUUAGAAUUCGCGGAUGGCUGCGUACUCCACAUACCACCUCAUCUACUUUCUCAGAGCCCUAAGCUAGCGGCUAUGUAUGAGGCGGAUGAGCUCAAUUUUCCCGAUGUUCCGAGUGAUGUAGGCCAUACCAUCAUUCAUUUCCUUUAUACCGGCACCUAUCAGCCCCUUCAAGCGGAAUACUCGGGGGCUAUAAAGGCGCUUGCUGUUGAGUUUUCAAUAAGCAUUCGUACUUAUAAUGCAGCCAAGACUUACGCACUUCCCAUUUUGGCGGAACUUGCAAAAGUUGAGGUUGAGCGGGUGGGCGAGAUGCUUCAAGUUACGCGUGUUUUCGAGAUUUUACGAAAUGUCUGCCCAGAUGUAGACUCUGAUGAGGUCUGGCUCAGACAAUUUCUGAAGAACCGACUGAAGAGUUUUCUCAGAGAUGGUUUCUUGAAACCACUGCAACACAAGACGGGUAUUCCGCGUAGAAUAGGUACUGCGCACAAGACCGUGACAAUCAACCACAUCCUCUUCAAAGGCAUGCUUGAACUAUUUCGAGAACAGGAAGCGCCACUGCGCAAAAAGACGCACGACACAUUCGAGAUGGUGGCGGGGGAUCAUCCAGGCUUUCCGCAUUCAUCGAGGUACUUGUUUGCCAUGCCAGUUGUCGAAUCCAACCAGUUUAUUGGAGAACUCGAGGGCAGCCUAUUCGAGCCUACUCUGAUAAACAAGAACAAAGGCGAAAAGGGGAAUCCUACGACUGAGGCAUUGGAGAAUAACGAUUCAGAGGAUAAGUCCCCGCAAGAUAUUGGAACGGGCCAGCAUGAGGAGAGCGAAAAGAGCUACGACAUCGUGGGCCCACUGAAUGAAAAGGAAGAAAAAGACGCCGGAGAACAAAUUGACCAGGAUACUGCAAAAGUUGCAGAGGAGGCUGCAAUUGCUGAAGAAGAGGUGGAACUUGCUCGACUGAUGAAGGCGAGAGCAACUUCACCUUGUGGCCUGGAUAUAUCAUCAGAAUCAAGGCUAUUUCUCCUCCAUGAAAGGGCCAAGGAUCAGGCUGAAGGACAAGCUUCUCAUAAAGCGGGUAAAUCAGCCAAAGGUAAAGUCAUCAAGGUCAGAAAAGGUAACAAGGGCAAAGGGAGCUAUGACAGUAACUUGGUAGAGUUUGAUCACCUAUCUGAACUAACAGCGAAUCUUCUCAUACUCGAACAGCAGACAAAAGACAAGGAAGACAAGGAAAACAAGGAAAACAUAGAGGACUCAUGGGUUUCACAUGGACAAAGCGAAUCUAAAGGAAAACAGACGAUGGAUAGGGACUCUGUGUCAAAUGCUCCGAUAUGUCAUUCAUCAGAUAAUGAUUCGCCAUUUAAUAUGGGGGAGCACUUCACGAGGAUAGAGCAUACUUGA